AUGCCUUCACGACUGAUCCCGGCCACGGCGGUCAAUCUCAUUGAGACUAGCCAACUGCGCAGGAGAUAUUAUAGUGCACAAGUGUACGCGCAGACACACCGUGCACUCUCUAUUCCUGUCACUCUCAUACUCCGGUGGGAUGACCACUCGACACGACCAGUGAUAGUUAAGGCGCAGGACCGACGGCUUUACGUACUCUCCGAUGCCCGAGGA
Messenger RNA from Brenthis ino (lesser marbled fritillary), 213 nucleotides. The record is from the annotation of a GenBank genome assembly. Lineage: Eukaryota; Metazoa; Arthropoda; Insecta; Lepidoptera; Nymphalidae.